GUUACUACCGUUUGUCAGAACCACUGGACACCGGUACCCAUCCCUAAUUAUGACUAUAUCCUGUUAUUUUUGCACUUACAGUGUGUGUGAGAGAGAGCGACAGAGAUUGAGAGAUGCCAUGUUUGCUCAGGUGUAACAGGGCUCUGAAGGUGCCCCCCUAAAAAACUGCCCUGGGGCCUUUCGUGGAGUUACUACAUUUGUGCACAUUAAUCUUUUGAAACCUCAGGGUGUACGCAGGGUGUGACCUCAUGUGCACAUUUCUACAGAUGUAACUACAGGUCGUGUUGACACAGCUCUAUUAUUAGCCCUUCCCAACUACUUUAUCCUAGUUUUGGAAUUCAUCAGUGAGAAAAAAAAAGUAAUAUAGAAAUUCACAGAUGUCAGCAAAUUCCUGCAAGUGCAAUAAAAAAAUUGAGUCACCACAGCAAAACUGGGACCCGUGAUGGAACAAAAUCCCAGCAUCUCAUUUGCUUCUUCUGCACGAAACACGAGGUAAUUAACAGCACGCACACACGUGAACGCUGGCGACGGGGGACGGUCACCCACUGGUGACGCAGCGUUCUACAAAGAUUCACCCCAGAGGUCUAAAUCAGUCACCGUGCUGCAGCGCAGUACGAGGAAGUGCGCGUGUCCGUGAGCCAGUGCAUUUCUCUUCAUUUCCUGAAUCCCGCUCCUGAUAUUCACAGUGACAUGGGAGAUCCACGCGCUCCAACCAAGUGAGGAGAAACUGGGAAAUGAGGCGCGGAGAUCAGCUCCUUACCUUUGCGGUCUGACGUCUUCCACCAAUGGGCUGAGGCCGUGGGUGGGGCCAGGAUGAGUGCGGAUCUGCUGUUGGAGGAGUUGCUGAUCAAGCGUUCGCAGCAGAAGAAGAGGACGUCGCCGCUUAACUACAAGGAGAGGCUGUUCGUCCUCACCAAGAGCCGGCUGACAUACUAUGAUGGAAAAGCUGAGAAGAAGUUCAAGAGGGGCUCCAUCGAACUGAGUCGCAUCAGAUGUGUGGAGGUCGUCAAGAAUGGAGGAGGGGUCAUCCCCUGCCAGAACAAAUACCCCUUUCAGGUGGUGUAUGAUAGCAACACCCUCUAUGUAUUUGCUCCAAGUCACGACAGCAGAAGCCGAUGGGUCCAGAGCCUCAAAGAUGAGAUCAAAGACAACCCAGAGGUCUUGGUGAAAUUUCACCCUCAGUUCUGGCAGGAUGGGCUGUGGCUCUGCUGCCGCCAGGCAGAAAAACAAGCACUGGGGUGUGAGCAGUACAACCCGUUAGAAGACAUUUCCAGAAAACCUCUGCCCCCGAUUCCUGGAGAGAAGAACUGCAAGCCUGUAGUCACUCCUACUUCUCCUGCAGCGUCGGAAUCCUCCUCCCGCCCCCCGACCCCCCAGGGUGAGGACGAGGACGAUGAGGAGGAUGAGGAAGAGGAGGUGGUGGUGGCUAUGUACGACUUCCCCGGCAUGGAGCCUCAUGAUCUGAGUCUGGUGAAAGGGGAAGAGUAUGUUAUCGUGGAUAAGUGUGAUGUCAACUGGUACAGGGCACGCAACAAGUAUAAUGAGGAAGGAUACAUUCCAAGUAACUAUGUAACGGAGAAAAAAUCCGGAAACUUGGUCCAAUAUGUCUGGUACAAUAAAAAUGUCAACAGGAAUAAAGCUGAGGAGCUGCUAAGGAAGGAGGAUAAAGAAGGAGCCUUCAUUAUUAGAAACUCCAGCACCCCAGGAACCUACACUGUUUCGCUCUACACCAAGUCUUCAGGGGAUGGAGGUGCAGCUAUUAAACAUUACCACAUCAAGGAGACGCAAACCUUACCAAAGCAGUUCUACCUGGCUGAAAAACACCUCUUCAGCUCCAUCCCGGACCUGAUUGAAUACCACAAACAUAAUGCAGCAGGUCUUGUAGCCAGGUUGAGAUAUCCUGUUGGAAAACAAGACAAAUCAGCUCCAUCCACUGCUGGCUUCAGCUAUGAAAAGUGGGAGAUCGACCCCAAUGAGCUAACCUUCAUGAAGGAGCUGGGCUGCGGUCAGUUCGGAGUAGUGAGGCUCGGCAAGUGGAGAGCUCAACACAAAGUGGCCAUCAAGGCAUUAAAGGAGGGAGCCAUGUAUGAGGAGGACUUCAUAGAGGAGGCCAAGGUCAUGAUGAGACUGUCCCACCCCAAACUGGUGCAGUUGUAUGGGGUGUGCAGCCAGCAGCGGCCAAUCUACAUUGUCACUGAGUUCAUGGAGCAGGGCUGCCUGUUGAACUACCUCAGGCAGCGGCGGGGCAGCUUUAACCAGGGAUGCUUGCUGAGUAUCUGUUUGGAUGUCUGCGAGGGCAUGGCGCACCUGGAAGCCAACGGCUUCAUCCACAGAGACUUGGCAGCCAGAAACUGUCUGGUAAACGACUCUCUGGUGGUGAAAGUGUCUGACUUUGGCAUGGCCAGAUACGUGUUAGAUGAUCAGUACACCAGCUCAUCAGGCGCCAAGUUUCCUGUGAAGUGGUCACCUCCUGAAGUCUUUAACUUUUGCAAAUACAGCAGCAAGUCGGACGUCUGGUCAUACGGUGUGUUGAUGUGGGAGGUCUUCACAGAGGGUCGGAUGCCAUUUGAGCAAAGUCCCAACCAUGAGGUGGUGACAUUAGUUACACAGGGUCAUCGACUGUACAGGCCCAAAAUGGCCAAGCCCGUCAUCUAUGAUAUCAUGCAGAUGUGCUGGUAUGAGAGGCCAGAGGACCGUCCAUCAUUCGCCAGUCUUUGUGUAAUGAUCUCUGAUGCUCUGGAGGACGACGAGGCAACUCUAAACUGACCAAUCAGCUGCUUGCAUCCUCCAUGGCUGCCAUUCAGGAGCCACAUCUAAAAUGCAAUGAAAUGGUGCUUAUUGUGUCUGGAAUGGACUGAUGAACUAAAUGUGGAGGAAGGACCAGUCGCACCAGCUCUAAACUCAUUCUCCGUUCACUAAAUCACAUCAGCUCGCACCCAUGAACACCUGCACCAGCAGUACUAAAGACUAAAGUUCACAACACAUGUUGGUGGUAUUUCAAGAUGACUCACCAGCAUGAACUGACAGCAACAAUGAAAACACAUAAAAACAGGCUCUGCAUGUACGAUGCAUUAUCUGCUGACAUGUUUCCUCCCACUCAGACACGAACAGGAAGCCGUUUGGUCAGAGACCUGUCAGCAAGAAAAAGCCACAGAAAAUAUUUUUUUGUCAGGCUCAAGUUUCCCCUAACUUUAUACUCAUUUGUGUCAGCCGUUGCUGUGACAUCCAUGAGGCCUACAGCAACCCAUCUAGUGUUAGUGUUGGGUUUGUUCUGAGCCCAUGCUAAAUAAACACAUUUUCAAAUA
Messenger RNA from Oreochromis niloticus (Nile tilapia), 3305 nucleotides. It is a transcript of the gene tec, whose product is annotated as tec protein tyrosine kinase. The record is from RefSeq and is a predicted model, not a curated record. The transcript is spliced from 18 exons. Gene Ontology annotation, molecular function: protein binding; ATP binding; protein tyrosine kinase activity. Gene Ontology annotation, biological process: protein phosphorylation; intracellular signal transduction. NCBI's taxonomy places the organism in Eukaryota, Metazoa, Chordata, Actinopteri, Cichliformes, Cichlidae. Bases 814 to 2766 code for a protein of 650 amino acids.